This is a messenger RNA of Dromiciops gliroides (monito del monte), 886 nucleotides long. RefSeq names its product NADH:ubiquinone oxidoreductase subunit C2 (gene NDUFC2). Gene Ontology annotation, cellular component: mitochondrial inner membrane. Gene Ontology annotation, biological process: mitochondrial electron transport, NADH to ubiquinone. NCBI's taxonomy places the organism in Eukaryota, Metazoa, Chordata, Mammalia, Microbiotheria, Microbiotheriidae. The record is from RefSeq and is a predicted model, not a curated record. The transcript has 6 exons. The coding region runs from base 1 to 750 and encodes 249 amino acids.
AUGAAGUGCAAAGGGUCUGCAGCCUAUUCAGUCAAUGACUCUCCCCAGGCAAGGUCUGCUAGCAAAGGCUGCACGCCCUCUCCCCACCCCUCCCCGUCCACGCCUGCAUUUGCAGAGGAGAUUUCUGCUCAGCCGCAGAUCGGACCAGAUGCCCCCCUGAGGUCCUUUUUCACUGAAAUGAGGGACUGGGGGAGGGAUACAGUCUGUGCCCUUGAGGGGCUCCGCAAAGGCGAUAGAUGUAUUAACAGUUAUGAUACAAAGCCAAAGAAAGGCGGAACCCUGGCGCGGUGGCCCCGGACGUUGCGUGCCGGGGGGGGACGUCUUUACUCGGUGCACCGCGCGGUGCCCUUCACCUCAGCCAAAGGAGGCGGUGGCGGCGGUGUAGGCAAGAUGAGUGUGAGGCCCAAUUCCAUUCCGUUGCAGUUCCUGCCCGAUGAGGCUCGGAGCCUGCCUCCGCCGAAGCUGACGGAUCCGCGGGUCCUCUACUCUGGCUUCAUGGGCUACUGCGCUGCACUGCUGGAUAACCUGCUGCACCGCCGGCCGGUGGUGUCUGCUGGUGUGCAUCGCCAGCUUCUGUAUGUCACUUCAUUCUAUUUUGUGGGAUAUUACCUUAUUAAACGUCAAGACUUUAAGUAUGCUCAAAGGGACCGUGAUAUGUUUAAGUAUAUGGAAUUGCAUCCAGAAGAUUUCAUAGAAAAAGAAAAGAAAACUUAUGCUGAAAUCUUUGAAGAAUUUUAUCCAGUUCGCUGAAACUUCUCACACUGCCUGCUUUUCCUUCUUUCCCAGGAGCUUUUGUUGAUGAACUCAACGGGAUCUAUUUGUAAUAUAUCUCAAAUUCACAUGUAAUGAAAAAAUUACGGUCUUAUAAUUAAACGAGUGACAUGAA